CCAAAUAUGGCCAUUUAAUUCCUCCAUUCACACUCUUCCCGUUUUCCUCUUUUCUUUUUUCUCUUGUACGCACACGUGUACCCGCCGUAUGUAUAUACUCCGUAGCAGAUACGUAUCUUUAUGCGCCCAUUUGAUAGUAUUAAAUACGUAUAUCAAAGUGUUGAAGGAGGAGGAGAAGACCAGUAGAUUAACCAGAAGCAAGCACCCAAAAGUCAAAGGUUCCAUUUUUCUUGUUCUUUUAUUUUUGGGCUUCUGUCAAGUGAUUCUCGUGAGCCCAAACUGAAAACAAGUGCCACCCAUUUCCAAAUCAGGGGUUGAGAGAAGGAAAGGGCACUUUUCUUGCUUGAAAAAGAAGAUAAAGAUUCAAGCUUUGGUCCAUUUCUGGAUAUGGGUUCUUGUUUCAGUGUGAGAAUCAAGGCAGAGAGUCCUCAUCAUGCUGCAGGAGACGGGGGUUUAAGUAGCAGGAUUUCGUCGGCCUCAGUGUCAUUGAACACGCCCACGCCUCGGGGAGAAAGUGAAAUUUUGGAGUCAUCCAAUCUCAAAAACUUCAGUUUCAAUGAGCUAAGAAUAGCCACGCGGAACUUCCGCCCAGACAGUGUGUUGGGUGAAGGCGGGUUUGGGUGCGUCUUUAAGGGAUGGAUUGAUGAGAACACUUUCAAGGCAGCUCGGCCAGGGACGGGCUUGGUCAUUGCUGCCAAGAGGCUCAAUCAAGAUGGCUUUCAAGGUCAUAAGGAAUGGUUGGCAGAAAUCACUUAUCUGGGUCAACUAUCGCAUCCUAACCUUGUAAAAUUGAUUGGGUACUGUUUGGAGGAUGAACACAGGCUGCUGGUUUACGAAUUCAUGCCUCGGGGAAGUUUGGAGAAUCAUCUAUUCAGAAGGAGUUCAUACUUCCAACCACUAUCUUGGAGUAUUCGAAUGAAGGUCGCUGUAGGUGCAGCCAGGGGACUCGCAUAUCUUCACAGCCCAGAAGCUAAAGUGAUAUUCCGCGAUUUCAAAUCGUCGAACAUUUUGAUUGACUCGAAUUACGACGCAAAGCUUUCUGAUUUUGGAUUGGCCAAGGAUGGGCCCGCCGAUGGAAAGAGUCACGUCUCGACUAGAGUGAUGGGGACGUAUGGGUACGCCGCUCCCGAGUACAUGGCCACAGGCCAUCUAACGACGAGAAGCGAUGUGUACAGUUUCGGGGUCGUACUUCUCGAGAUUCUGACGGGCCGUCGGGCAAUGGACAAAAACCGUCCGAACGGGGAGCACAACCUCAUAGAGUGGGCCAAGCCGUACCUCGGAAACAAGCGUAAGAUCCUUCGGGUUAUGGACCCACGCAUAGCGGGUCAAUACUCGUUGACCGUGGCACUCAGGGCAGCCCUUCUCGCGGUCAAGUGUCUAUCAAUUGAUCCAAAACACCGGCCGAGAAUGGCAGACGUGGUCAAGGAAUUGGAACAACUUCACGACUUGAAUGACUCGGGUAAUCCAAGAAGAGAUGCCGAUUUGUAUCCGAGGCCACCCGCGUCUCCACUUCCCGCUUGAAUGGGAAACUGUCACAUCCUUCUUUGCUGAAUGGAGGCGAUGGAACCAUUAACAAUUAACUGACCAUUAUGACUUUUGUGAUACUCUCAAUAAAUGAAUGAAUAUAGACAUCUGUAUGACAAUAUUCAUUCAUCUUACAUUUUGAUGUAUUUCAAAAGUCAUAAUGGUCAGAUAUAAGGGAAGUAAAUAAUAAAACAUGUAACAAUAUCUAAUCGGAUCCAACCAUGACUGUCCAGGUUGGUUCGGGAGUUGCGGGGAGUUGCUCUGAAUCAAUCCGGAAAGCCAUAUUGGGGUUUCGGACGGUGGACUGAUUUUUGGCUGGUUAAGAAGUGUGUACUAUGAUGUUUUCUUCUUCUUGUUUGUGCAUUUAUUAAGUUUAUUAAGGGGAUAUG
Messenger RNA from Cuscuta campestris, 1913 nucleotides. Lineage: Eukaryota; Viridiplantae; Streptophyta; Magnoliopsida; Solanales; Convolvulaceae. The record is from the annotation of a GenBank genome assembly.